Molecule: messenger RNA, 947 nt
Organism: Ochotona princeps (American pika)
Lineage: Eukaryota; Metazoa; Chordata; Mammalia; Lagomorpha; Ochotonidae
Gene: TM2D3
Product: TM2 domain containing 3
Exons: 6
Coding region: 69-812 (247 amino acids)
Source: RefSeq, a predicted model, not a curated record
CCGGGCCUGCCUUUAAGACGCACGCGCCGGCGGCGCUGCUAGUCCGGAAGUGCGCGCGCUGCGGCGGGAUGGCGGCUGCGGAGAGGCGGCUGCGGGGCCUCGGCCGUCUGUGCCGCCUGCUGCUGCUCCUCUCUCAGUUCUACGUUCCGUGUGGUAGUGAGCAUUCGCAGCCGCUGGCCCAGGCGGUGAAGGACGCGGUCCCCACGCGUGCAGCCACGGCCGUCCCCGGGGCAGCAGAAAGCACUGAAAUCCCAUCGUACGUGAUGAAGUGUCCAAGCAACGGCUUGUGCAGCCGACUUCCUGCCGACUGCAUAGAUUGUGCGACCAACUUCUCCUGUGUCUACGGCAAGCCUGUCACGUUUGACUGCACGGUGAAGCCUUCUGUGACGUGUGUCGAUCAGGACUUGCGGUCCCAGAAGAACUUCGUCAUCAACAUGACUUGCAGGUUUUGCUGGCAGCUGCCCGAGACAGACUAUGAAUGCUCCAAUUCUACCAGCUGCAUGGCGGUGUCCUGUCCGCGGCAGCGCUACACCGCCAACUGCACGGUGCGGGACCAUGUCCACUGCCUGGGAAACCGUACAUUUCCCAAAAUGCUGUACUGCAAUUGGACUGGAGGCUACAAGUGGUCCACGGCUCUGGCUCUGAGUAUCACCCUCGGUGGCUUUGGAGCAGAUCGCUUCUACCUGGGCCAGUGGCGGGAGGGCCUCGGCAAGCUCUUCAGCUUCGGGGGCCUGGGCAUAUGGACGCUCAUAGACGUGCUGCUGAUUGGAGUGGGCUACGUGGGCCCCGCGGACGGCUCUCUCUACAUCUAGCUGCAGUGUGUGCCGCACCCAGGGCCGUCCUCUGGAGUCGGCGGGGCGGGAGGGGCGCUGGGUCUGUUCUUAUGUACAGCAUCUGUACUUAGCUUGCCUUGAUGAAGGUAAAAUAAAGGUGAAAUGACACGCCGA